AUGACGCUGCCUAGGGAGCAGUCGGCCAAUGACAUGUGGGUGGACGAACAGAUCCUCAAGACAAUGCAAGCGCCGGCGGACCCCGAGGCUGCAAUGGGACAAGAGCAUCGUCCGUCAGACGAAUGGAUUGCAGUGCGGCUUAAGGUUGACAAUGAAGUGUCGUGGCGGGCGCGUGGCUGGUUCCGGCAGAAGAGGUGGUCACUGUGGCGUGAGAGAAGCGACGAAAAGCCUGAGGGCCUAGUGGACUGGGACCGUGGAGACGAAGUUUGGAUGCACUUCAGUCCAGGAGAAGAGGUUGUGAGGCGGCGUAGGCCAGCUUGGCCAGCAAGCCAGCAAGCCAGCCAUCCAGUUGGGGAAUUGGGCGCCAUCUGGAGCCGACGGGAGCUCCGUGGGAUGUGGGCCAGACUCGAUCCGACCAAGGCCAAGCGAGGUCCCUUCGUCAAUGAGGAGUCCAUAAGAGGCGAAGUGAUUGACGAGCCGCAAUCGCGAAACAAGAACUGA
Messenger RNA from Verticillium alfalfae VaMs.102, 501 nucleotides. RefSeq lists its product with no specific name. Bases 1 to 501 code for a protein of 166 amino acids. The transcript is spliced from 3 exons. Lineage: Eukaryota; Fungi; Ascomycota; Sordariomycetes; Glomerellales; Plectosphaerellaceae. The record is from RefSeq and is a predicted model, not a curated record.